Messenger RNA from Neoarius graeffei (lesser salmon catfish), 861 nucleotides. It is a transcript of the gene six3b, whose product is annotated as SIX homeobox 3b. Gene Ontology annotation, biological process: regulation of transcription by RNA polymerase II; brain development; eye development. The transcript has 2 exons. Gene Ontology annotation, molecular function: RNA polymerase II cis-regulatory region sequence-specific DNA binding; DNA-binding transcription factor activity, RNA polymerase II-specific. NCBI's taxonomy places the organism in Eukaryota, Metazoa, Chordata, Actinopteri, Siluriformes, Ariidae. The record is from RefSeq and is a predicted model, not a curated record. Gene Ontology annotation, cellular component: transcription regulator complex; nucleus. The coding region runs from base 1 to 861 and encodes 286 amino acids.
AUGGUUUUCAGGUCUCCGUUAGAGCUUUACCCCUCUCACCUGUUCCUCCCGAACUUCGUGGAUCGCCCUCUGCUCCUAGCGGCCAGCCUUCCUCGCCCAAGGUCCCCGGACGAUCCGGCCAUGUUCCAGCUGCCCACACUGAGCUUCACGGCCGAGCAGGUGGCCAGCGUGUGUGAAACCCUGGAAGAGACAGGAGACAUCGAGCGCCUGGGCCGUUUCCUUUGGUCCCUGCCUGUGGCGCCGGGUGCGUGCGACGCCAUCAAUAAGCACGAAGCUAUCCAGCGAGCACGCGCCGUGGUCGCCUACCACACCGGCAGCUUCCGCGAGCUCUACCACAUCCUGGAGAAUCACAAGUUCACCAAGGAAUCGCACGGCAAGCUGCAGGCCAUGUGGCUCGAAGCCCAUUACCAGGAGGCCGAGAAGUUGCGCGGGCGCCCGCUCGGACCCGUCGAUAAGUACCGCGUCCGCAAGAAGUUUCCACUGCCGCGUACCAUUUGGGAUGGCGAGCAGAAGACGCACUGUUUUAAGGAGCGGACACGCGGCCUUCUGCGGGAGUGGUACCUACAGGACCCGUACCCGAACCCGAGCAAGAAGCGCGAGCUGGCGCAAGCCACCGGACUCACCCCCACUCAGGUGGGCAACUGGUUUAAAAACCGACGACAACGAGACAGAGCCGCCGCCGCCAAGAACAGGCUGCAGCAGCAUGCCCUGGCUCAGAGCGCGCUCCGCUCGGUCUCGGGUCCCGGGAGCGCGCAGCGCGCCGCCGCUUCUCCCAGCAGUGCGAGUGUGUGCAGUGGUGAGCGGCCCGACCCCGGCACUGUGCUCUCCGUUACCGACAGCGACUCGGACUUUGAUGUAUGA